Eleginops maclovinus (Patagonian blennie) is the source of this 1698-nucleotide messenger RNA. RefSeq names its product synuclein, gamma a (gene sncga). Gene Ontology annotation, molecular function: cuprous ion binding. The coding region runs from base 743 to 1186 and encodes 147 amino acids. Gene Ontology annotation, biological process: chemical synaptic transmission; synaptic vesicle endocytosis; synapse organization. The record is from RefSeq and is a predicted model, not a curated record. NCBI's taxonomy places the organism in Eukaryota, Metazoa, Chordata, Actinopteri, Perciformes, Eleginopidae. Gene Ontology annotation, cellular component: cytoplasm; neuronal cell body; axon terminus. The transcript has 6 exons.
AGUGAGGGACAUUUAAUGUUCUGAAAGCUCUUUGUUGUUCUCAUCAGCCCGAGCUGUAGCACCUCUUCUCACCCUCUGUCUGACACCAGAGCCCACCCAUCCGUCCAUCCAUACAAAAAGCAAAAUUUUGAAAAAACUUCAAAUCUGAAAAUAAAAAUCUUAAUUAAAAAAAAUAUUCUGAGGAAAUAAAUGAGCUUUUGAAAAAAAGUCACAUUUCAAGAACAAAUAAAUCAAGUUCUGAGAAAAAAGUAAAGUUAUCUGUUCACCAUCCGUCUGAAACCAGAGCCCAGUCAGAAUUAUGAAAAAAAGGACAAUCUGAGCUUUUUAAUCCUGGUGGAUUUGAGAGGCCGCAGUGUCUGAUGUUCAGUCAGAAGAGCAGAAGUUCAAUCAGAAGAACUCGUCAGUCGUCAGGACGGAUCAGAGUCUUAUUUCCUGACGUUACGAACAACACAUGAAGGACAGGUAGAAACUCUGAGGACCAAUGUACUGGAGUAGAAAUAUAAAGUAGCAGGAAAUGGAAAUACUAAUUUAAAGAAGAAGGGAAAAUAUAAAUCAAGAUUUGAAUGGAUUUAAUGCGUCACAAUAAUCAGACCACUUUUUAUUUGAAACGUUCUACUAAUGAACUCUGAAUAAAAACGCCGGGCCUCAGAGGAAGGCGUCGCACCACUCGCGCAGACACUGAGCGCAGGACCCGGCCUGGCGGGAGUUGGCCCCGCUGGCGUCCUUGAGCCACUCCGUGAACAUGUCCGAGUCCUUCUUCAGCAGCAGGAACUGGCCCAGCACCACGAAGGCCUGGGGGGCAGAGGGCAUCCACGAGCAGCAGAGCCCUGACAGACGAGCAGACAGGACCAUGGACUCUCUGAUGAAAGGCUUCUCCAAGGCCAAGGACGGCGUGGUGGCCGCCGCCGAGAAGACCAAGGCCGGGAUGGGCGAGGCCGCCAGCAAGACCAAGGAGGGGGUCUUCUAUGUCGGAAACAAGACGAUGGAGGGAGUGGUGACCGGUGUAAACACAGUGGCGCAGAAGUCUAACGAGCAGGCUAACGUCGUCGCUGACACGGCGGUGACCGGCGCUAACGAGGUGGCGGCGGUGGCGGUGGAGGGUGUGGAGAACGCGGCGGUGGCAAGCGGCUUCAUCUGCACGACCGACCUCCAGAAAACCCAAGCUGAAGAUCAGGAGGCUCAGUAGGUGAGGAAGUGACCAUUCACUGAAUCGGAAACUGCAGUCGUCCAGAGAAGAGAAGAUCUUUGAUUUAAUCUGAAGCAUUUUCCAUCCUCACCUCGUUAACCCUGACGAUCUGCUGUCCCCUCGUUAACCUUGACGAUCUGCUGUCCCCUCGUUAACCCUGACGAUCUGCCGUCCCCUCGUUAACCUUGACGAUCUGCCGUCCCCUCGUUAACCUUGACGAUCUGCUGUCCCCUCGUUAACCCUGACGAUCUGCCGUCCCCUCGUUAACCCUGACGAUCUGCCGUCACCUCGUUAACCCUGAGGAUCUGCUGUCCCCUCGUUAACCCUGACGAUCUGCUCUCUCUGUUUUAACCAUCUAAAUCUCGUAAUUGAAUGCAUGUUGCUUUACUGACACUCUUCUCAUACUAGAAAACACAUCCUCUCACAGACACACUCCUGCAGCUUGUUUCUGAUAAUAACUGAGAGAUGGUUUUACAAUCAACUGUAUUGAAAUAAAAUGAGUUUGAAAUCCA